AAAACAUUCAGAUCUAGUACUGGUAGGGAACUUGGCACGCUGCUUUGUCCAUCGAAAACUCUGGAAUCAAUAUUAACAUACCAUUUGACAUUCUCCAUUUUAAGCACUUGUUCAAGACGUCUAAGAAAUGGGCCAGCUAACAGGGAGGUCAGCGGUUCUCUUAUGCUUCAUGAUUCUUCAUCAUGAUUUCAUCAUUGCUAGAAAUCAUAUUCCAUAUUCUGGUGAUAAAGAGCUAGAGAAGGAUGUAGUUUAUGAUUCUCUGGGUCCUGUGUACAUAGGACAUGACGUGGCGGCAUUUUAUGAUGAUGUAAAUUCUGAGCUCAAAGAUGAUAAUCUAUAUAGUAGGACUCUAUCGUCAUCCAAUAAUUCCAAUUUGACGAAAAGUUUGCAGAAAACUGAAGGAGGUCGACGACGUAACUUCUCUCGAAACUACGUUGUGACACAAGUUGUAUUUAACCUACAGUGCCAUUUAAAAAAUGCGAGACAAGUUACAGCAAUCGUACAAAAAGUAGAAUUCGUUUUAACUUUUGACAAAGAUGCUCUCCGUUGCACCGUGCAAACACUAUUGCAGCUUGUGUCGCAGCAAAUUUCAUCAACUCUGACGACUGCAAACGCGAAGCAAAUCCUCCAAGCUGCUCCAAAAGCAAAGGCUCUUCUUGGUUUUACAGAUGAUGCUAUCAAAGCAAGCGUCAGGUCAUCCAGCAUUCUCAAAGUCGUGUCUCGAUCAAGUGGGACUGUCAGGGCGUUAAAGUUCUUUAAAGGCGCUGGUGUUGUUUUGUCUGUAAUUGGAAUAGGUGUGGAUAUAUUCAGCAUAGUGUCUACAGUUCUCGAAUGCCGCGAUAGACGAGAUAAAGCAAAAGAGUCGCUGAACAAACUCAAAGAAGCAGAGCAGGAAGCGAUUAAAGCAGAGAAGGAAGUGGCAUUAUAUUGUGACGAAGUCACUACAUUUUGGAAAGAAAAUGUCAUCCCUGCAGUUUGCAGUGAAUCGUUGAAGCAGGCUCUGAGAGGAGUAAAGGACCUCGUACAAAGUGCAGUGUCCAAGAAUGAAGAAUUGAAAAAGGCGUUAGAAUACAUCGAUCAGUUUACUGAACGCAUCGAUAAGGCAGGAGCUGCGAAAACAAACACUUUGUUGAAAAACCUAUUCAAAGGUUUGGCCAGCGUAGAGUUUACCAUGAGCUGCUACAGCAACAAGUUUAAGUUAAUAGGUCACGUGAUCAAUGGAUGUAAGAUGGGAACGGCGACGCUUGACAAGUUGUUUGAUGGAGGAAUCAAACUUUUUCCUGCUAAUUCAGAAGAAUGCCAGACAAGAUCAGGAUUAGUGUACACAUCCAAUGAAAACAUUUCCAACAUUGUGAAAGAAGCUGCAAAAGUCCAAGGUUUUCACACCAAGUGUCCCUUGAAUAAUUUAGAUCUAAAAGAGCUAGUUUGUAUGAAGAAACGCGAAGGUAUCACAGUUGAAGAGAUUGCAGAAGAAUCGAAUAUCUCUGAGGCUGAUGUCAAGCGUAUAGUUGAAAAAUGCACYCAAGAAUUAACACCAAAAGAGAAAAAGGUUGUUUGUUCUUUGAGAGCAUCUACUGACUGGACAGACGAAGUCAUUGCAAAAAAAUUAAAGCUGAGCGUAAAAGAAGUAAAGAAUGUGUCCUGUUAAAAUGAAUGGAAAAAUGAUUUACUCUCUAAUAAAUAUGCAACUACUUGUUA
This is a messenger RNA of Actinia tenebrosa (Australian red waratah sea anemone), 1698 nucleotides long. RefSeq lists its product as uncharacterized. The record is from RefSeq and is a predicted model, not a curated record. NCBI's taxonomy places the organism in Eukaryota, Metazoa, Cnidaria, Anthozoa, Actiniaria, Actiniidae.